GUGGGCGUGCGGGCUUGCUGCGGGGAGGGCUUGGAGGAGAGACGGCGGGGGCCUGCUACCUGCCCCUGUGAUGUCUGCCCGCGCGCCGGGGCGCCGCAGGCUCAGCGCGAGCACAGCCCACGGCCCCUGCCUCCCCCGACCGAGAGUCGGAGCAGAGCCUGCCGGGCUUCGGGAGGAGGCGCUGGGGCUGUGCUGGGGUCAGGGACCGGUGUGGGGCGUACCACUCGCCGCUGGCUUGCGUCUGACGGAUGCGGCGCCGCGAUUCUAGGCCGGAAAAUCGGGGGGAGCGAGGAUUCUGCCCGAGUCGGCGUUCCAGGCAUUCAGUGUGACGCUCACACCGACUGCCUAGUGGGUGUCUUGUCUUCCACCUCGAAGAACGUAGAAUGGAAACUUGCCAGGCUUGUGUUCCUUUUCCAGCCGAGUGCGGGGCUCCGGGGACUCGGUGUGUGCUGACCCGCACGGGACGGCAUGUCAUGUUGCCCAAGGACAUCGCCAAGCUGGUCCCUAAAACCCAUCUGAUGUCUGAAUCGGAAUGGAGAAAUCUUGGUGUUCAGCAGAGUCAGGGAUGGGUCCAUUACAUGAUCCACGAACCAGAACCUCACAUCUUGUUGUUCCGACGGCCACUGCCCAAGAAGCCGAAGAAAUGAAGCUGGCCGCCACUUCCAGCCUCGAGCUUUACACAGCUGUCCUUGCUUGCUAACAUCUUCCUGAUAACAUCAUUAUGUUGCCUUCUUGUUUCUCACUUUGAUAUUUAAAGGAUGUUCAGUACACUGUUUGAAUGUGCUGCUCGAGCAGAGCCAACAGCACCAUGGCCCAGCCAGAUGAGCGCUCUUCGGGCUGCAGCCUCAGCUGAGUGUCACCCCAGAAACCAUGCUGAUCUCUGUACCCAGCAGAACACUCUUGGUAGAUGGAGGAAGCAUCUGAGAAUAAGGCCAUGGCUGUUACAGGGAUUGUGUAAACUUGCUGUUUUGUUUUGUUUCCUGCCAGGUGUUGUAUGUAUGGUGGUUUGUUUCAAUGUAUUGGAAACUUUUCAUUUUAUUCAAGAAAUCUGUUCCAUGUUAAAAAGCCUUGAUUAAAGAGGAAGUUUUUAUAAUCUAA
This is a messenger RNA of Zalophus californianus (California sea lion), 1098 nucleotides long. It is a transcript of the gene CKS1B, whose product is annotated as CDC28 protein kinase regulatory subunit 1B. Gene Ontology annotation, cellular component: SCF ubiquitin ligase complex; cyclin-dependent protein kinase holoenzyme complex. The record is from RefSeq and is a predicted model, not a curated record. Gene Ontology annotation, molecular function: ubiquitin binding; histone binding; protein kinase binding. Lineage: Eukaryota; Metazoa; Chordata; Mammalia; Carnivora; Otariidae. Gene Ontology annotation, biological process: regulation of mitotic cell cycle. The transcript has 3 exons. The coding region runs from base 384 to 647 and encodes 87 amino acids.